AUGGCGGUGCAAUCCUCCCUCGUGAGAUGUCUUCGUACAUCCACGACAACAUUCGCUCGUCCGAUGCCUAUUCGCAGCCGACUCUCUCAACUUUCCCAGAGAUCCAGCUACGCUACAGACAAUGCCCCCUCAAACCCCAAACCACGAACCUCCAUAUUCGACGGCAUGAACACCACCAACCAACCUACAACACCAUCCUCAUCAUCAUCAGCGUCAAACGACAUUGCAAACGCAAACGCAAAGCUCUCGGAAAGCAUAGCCAACAUCCGCAAGGACUUUCAAUACAUCAAAACGCCAGUCAACGCUCCGCGCGCAAGCCGCGAAUUCUUGAAAAACCCGUCGUUGGCAGCCGCGCGAGCCCAGCAACGAGCUGAAGGAGAUUUGGACAAUCUGUUGUCCAGAAGAGCUCCUGCUGCUCGACGACAACAGCAACAGCAGACAUCAUCAACAAUAGAUGGCAUAGCAUCGGCCAUUGACGCAGCCGACCCUAUCUCACCUCCUAGGUUCCGCACUACGCCCAUGAAACUGGGCACAAAACUUGGUCGACAGGUUUUGGUCUCUGCUGAUCGCGGCAUUGACGUUGCAGGCGCAAUUCGCUUGGUGCAGAUGAAUUGUGCAGUGAACGGGAUUAGGAGACAGGCUAAUUUGCAGAAAUUUCAUGUUCGACGGGGUCAGAGACGUAAGGAUCUGAGGAGCCAGAGAUGGAGGAAGUUGUUCAAGUUUUCGUUUGAUGAGACUGUGAAGAAGAUUCAGAGGAUGAGGGAUCAGGGGUGGUAG
Talaromyces marneffei is the source of this 777-nucleotide messenger RNA. RefSeq lists its product as uncharacterized. The transcript has a single exon. NCBI's taxonomy places the organism in Eukaryota, Fungi, Ascomycota, Eurotiomycetes, Eurotiales, Trichocomaceae. The record is from RefSeq and is a predicted model, not a curated record. Bases 1 to 777 code for a protein of 258 amino acids. Gene Ontology annotation, cellular component: mitochondrial small ribosomal subunit; ribosome. Gene Ontology annotation, molecular function: structural constituent of ribosome. Gene Ontology annotation, biological process: translation; mitochondrial translational initiation.